UUUUAAAGCUAUUCACAUGUUUUACGCGCGAAAACGAAUUAUUUUCGACGGUCAAUCGAUAAUAUUUAACCAAUUUAUGAAAAGCAAGAUGUAGUGAAUGCAUAAAUACCGGAAGGUACCAGUUUACAGAUAACCCAAAGCGAGCAAUGCGGUUAAAACGGGUUACAGCGGCCGGCAAGAGUUGUCAACCUUGGAGAAGGCGAUACAGCGCCUAGCCGAACGUCAGUUGCCAAGAAAGGUUAGCUUGGCUAUCGUAAGGUCAUCAUUUGGAAUCAAAACAUCAUUCCUUCUACAGAACAGGAAAGAUCCAGUUUACUACAUUCAGUUCUAUUCAGACUGUCUCUGUACAUCAUGCUGUCCACAUUACGGCACAUCGUGCGUCCAACAGAGUUACAGAGGAGGCAUGCCCUACGUCUUGCAAGCUUGUGGACUGGGAAUGAACCAAUUCAGCAAGAUGAUCCUGAGAUGUUUGACCUGAUCCAGCAAGAAAAGCAGCGCCAAUGUAGUGGAUUGGAACUCAUUGCAUCAGAGAAUUUUUGCAGUCGUGCAGCUCUGGAAGCUCUGGGAUCAUGUUUAAAUAAUAAAUAUAGUGAAGGGUAUCCUGGCCAGAGAUACUAUGGUGGAACUGAUAUUAUUGAUAAAGUAGAAUUGCUGUGUCAAAAACGUGCAUUGGAAGCCUUCCAUCUAAGUCCUGAAUUAUGGGGCGUAAAUGUUCAACCUCUUUCCGGUUCUCCAGCAAACUUCGCAGCUUACACUGCUCUCAUGCGCCCUCAUGAUCGUAUCAUGGGGCUGGAUCUUCCCCAUGGUGGACAUUUAACACAUGGUUUUAUGACUGAUACAAAAAGGGUAUCAGCAACCUCUGUUUACUUUGAAUCAAUGCCAUAUCGGCUUGAUACGCAAACAGGUCUCAUUGAUUAUGAUCGUUUACAUCAAAAUGCUCAAUUAUUUAGACCCAAGGUUAUAAUUGCUGGUACAUCAGCAUACUCACGUCUGUUGGAUUACAAACGCUUCAGAGAGAUCUGCGAUGAUGUUGGAGCAAUGCUUUUGUCCGACAUGGCCCAUAUUUCUGGUCUGGUUGCUGCACAAGUCAUUCCAAGCCCCUUUGAACAUUCUGAUGUUGUUACAACAACCACUCAUAAAACACUGAGAGGAGCUAGGUCAGGAAUGAUUUUCUACCGGCGUGGGCGUAAAAAUCCUACACCAAAAAAUAAAAAAGUUGAAGAUUAUGAUUUAGAGGAACGUGUUAAUUCUGCUGUGUUCCCAUCUCUUCAAGGUGGUCCACACAAUCAUGCUAUUGGGGCUGUUGCUGUGGCCUUAAAGCAGGCAACUACACCUUCCUUCAAAGAAUAUCAACUCCAAAUUUUGGCCAAUGCUAAAGCCAUGGCAAAGGCCCUUCUUGAUCGUGGUUAUUCUUUGGUUUCUGGAGGAACAGAUAAUCACCUUGUAUUGUUAGAUCUUAGACCAAAAAAUCUUGAUGGUGCUAGAGUUGAAACAGUCUGUAAUUUGGUUAACAUAACUGUAAAUAAAAAUUCAGUACCUGGUGAUGUAUCUGCCCUUACACCAAGUGGCCUUCGAUUAGGAGCUCCAGCGCUUACUUCACGACAGUUCAAGGAAAAGGAUUUUGAAAGUGUUGUGGAGUUCAUUGAUAAGGCAGUGAAUGUUGCAGCUGAUGUAAAAUCUAAAUCAGGAAAGAAACUGAAAGACUUCAAAGAGUUUUUGAACACAGAUUCUGAAACUAAAGUCAAACUGACAAAAUUGAAGCAAGAUGUCAAUGAAUUUGCAAAGAAGUUUCCAAUGCCUGGUUUUGAUGACCAUUGAGUUUGAAAUAGGAAAAUGGAAUCAAUUAAGAAGUGAUAAUAAUAAUUAAAUUUGAAUGUACAAUAGAAAUUGUUGAAGUAAGUUUUUCUGUUGAAGAAAGAAUAAUUGUGACUGAGAAUUCUCUUUUGCUAACCAAAUUGUGAAAAUGUUUUUCUACUGAUUAAUACUCAAGACCUUACACUCGAAGACUUCUGAAAAUAUUUUACAUUUAAUUAUUAAGUUAUUGCUGUAAUGAAGUCUUCUGUAAGAUCAUAGCCCACAUUGACGAGUUAUAAUUUAAUUAAUUUGAAUUUAAAUUUUGAUUUUUUUAAAAUUAUCUUUUCAUUUUCAUUCUUAGAUUACUUUUCUUAUUUCUGAAGGAAAUUCAUUAUUUUUAUAUUAGGAAAUACAAACUGAACAAAAUUCUCUCCAUAAAUUAUAUUUAGACUAUACCCUAAUAUUGUCUUUAUUUUCAUAUUUCCUUUUUUUUUUAAGACAAGGCAAAGGCAAACUACUUUUCUUGAGAAAGCAAAUCACAGAAUGAAUGUAGGAAGAAUAUUAUUCCUUAUUCUGCUAUAUGUCAUCCAAAUAGUAAAUAUUAUUUUUAAUGUUAAGUAAGUACGGAAGACAUGUUUUGAAUCUGUUAAUAUACAUUGUAGGAAAAUACAAGUUAUAUUUCUUGCUUGAAAAUUAAUAUUUUCUAUUUACAUAGUGCCAAACAGAAUGUAUUGAUCUGAUAUGGAAUUAAGACAUUGUUAUAAUUUUUACACUGAAGAGCAGCGUGAUUAUUUUUCUUGUAUGUUUGUUACUUAGUGAAGAAUUAUGCAUGGUAAAUUUUAUUAUGAAAUAUGUUACAUAUAUUUCUAUUAAAAUAUAUUUCUUUAAAAGUGUUGACUUCUCAUGAAUGUUGUUGCUAGAAAACAUACAAACAAAAAAUUAGAAAUAUCCAAAAACCGACUGAUUUAUUGUCUUAAGUUUUGAUUUCUACAAUAUUGCAGCAUUGUUCAAAAUCCACUUUGCAUUUUAAUUAUUUUAUUACAUUAAAAAUAAUAGUGUCAAUGUAAAACAAUGUUGGUUCCUGUAAAUGGAACUCUGAAGUAGUAAAAUGUGUAUGUGUACAUGAAUAUCUUUUUUAAUUAGUUUUCAUUUUAUGUAUUUGAUUGGCGGUUGGUAUAAAUAUUUUGUGAAAGGAAAGAUUAUGAACCUCUGAACUGAAACACUAUUUCUGUAUAUUCCAUUAAUGAUAUCACUAUUCCCAGUGACGAAUGUUGCAAAGUCUCUAGAGUAGUGAACUGGAAAAUAACUAUCUAGCUUACUCUAUAAUAGAAGUUUAUACAUGCUCAAGUAUGAAUAUAAUUCUGCCAGCACACCUUUUUAGAUUUCUUAAUUUUGUUAUCAAGAACAAGAAGCAAAAAGGGUGUUACUGAUAUACAUCAAUUUACACUUUGUGCUUUCUCAUUUAGUUAGAAGAAAGUUAGUCAGAGAAAGUUAGGUAAUGCUGCAGAAAGGUAUAUGCCGAAGUUUUGAUGGAAACUCACGUUUUCAGGGGCCUCUGGUACUGGAAGAAGUUUUAUUUUCCAAACAUUUUUGUCUGACCAUCCAACCAUAUACAAAGAAUGCUAGCACCCUAACUGUUCAGGAUUGUCUCCAAAAUUGAUAUUCCCAGCAAGAUAUUUUCUGCACCUUGAAUUUGCAAUGUGUAUUCUAAUUUUGGGGAAUUCUGUACAUGAAGUCCGAGUGACAUUUUCAAAAUUUUUUCAAAAAUGGCUCCAUAUUUUU
Gryllus bimaculatus (two-spotted cricket) is the source of this 3576-nucleotide messenger RNA. NCBI's taxonomy places the organism in Eukaryota, Metazoa, Arthropoda, Insecta, Orthoptera, Gryllidae. The record is from the annotation of a GenBank genome assembly.